UUGCAUUUCGUAAUUAAUUUCCCAUCGUGUUACAUAUUUUAAUAUUAAACAAAUCGAAUGUUAUAAGUACUUUAUUCUGCAAAAUAAUAUAUACUUCGCAGUAGGCGGCGUAAGGAUAUUUCCAGUACGGUUAUUCGGUGACCGAAAUUGUUAACUCCGUCGUUACACGUUGCCUCACAAUGGCGUAUUUGGCAGUAGCUGUUGGUAGGUGCAACAUUUAAGGACGGGGAGGGGGUAGUGUGGUCCCUUCCCAGGCUAGUAACCGAAAGGAACGGCUGCUGGAAUCAUCCAAGAUUUGCUUAGUACAGAAAGGAUUCGAUUUCAUCAAGAAGGACGUGAUUUUAAUCAAGGUUUUGCACAGUCACAGUGUCACAACAACGAAGCAGGGGCAGCGAAGUGGGGGUGUAAUUUCGUCAUCUGUUGAAACUGUUGACGAAUACUUGCACAACUGCAGCACACGUUACGAAGACCUGGGAAGUCGUGAGACCAUCAUUCGGAUACCAGACCCAUAUUAUGUCUAACGGACUCUGAUUUUUGUUUCUCGGACAAAGAAUUUUCUUCUCGGCUCACGCGCAAUCGAGCGAUUCAUGCUCGUUCAUUUCCGUUGUUAGGACUGGCCGUUUUUUACCGUUAGUCACCUGGGAAGUGCUUCUCACGAUUACUUCACAUAAUUAACUACUAGGUCAUCGUUUUGAAUCUUACUCUAGAAUGUUAUCAUCAGUAUAAUUGUCACGGGACCAAAUUUUCAUCACAGAUUUGGCCGAUUUGCCAACGGACAUCGAUUUCCGGGAAGCGACUUUGUUUGAAGAGCCCGCCUCACGUGUUGCUAGACAAAGAAAUCCCAGAACUAACAAAGGCUGGAGAGAGAUUCUUCUUGGUUCACUUUUGAUUGUUCCUAUGCUCAUUUAGGAGUCAGUCUUCUGAACGACUAGAUAGCAUUUUAUUCUGUCAUAUGAGCCUCACACGUCCAAGGCCCAGACCAAUUGUUGUGAGUCAUGGGCCAAGGAAGAAAGUUGAUUUUGAACCUCUACCUAACGUUGGAAACUUAUCACCGGAUUUACAACCAAAUACCCCUCCAGUCUUUCAAAGACCAACUUCUCAGAAUGUAUUAAAAAUUGGAAAAUACUUAUUGUUUGAUCAUCCUGAGGGUAGUGAAGUUUAUUCUGCUGUAAAUAGCAUCACUGGUGAAAAUUGUGUUUGUAAGGUGUUUGAAGUUCGCCGUUAUCGGGAAGUUCUCUCGGCAUACUGGCAAGUGGACAAUCAUGAGCACAUUAAUUCACUGUCGGAAAUAAUCCUCGGUCAGACAAAAGCUUACGUUUUCUUUGAAAAGAACUAUGGUGACCUGCAUUCAUAUGUGCGGCAAAAGAAGCGCUUAAAAGAAGAGGAAGCUGCCCGGCUUUUCCGACAGAUUCUCUCAGCUGUCGAGCACUGUCACGCCAAUGGAAUAAUACUCCGCGAUCUCAAGUUGAGGAAGUUCGUCUUUAAGGACUCAGCAAGAACCCACUUGCGCCUGGAUGGUUUGGAAGAUGCUGUCGUCCUUGAUGAAGAAACCAAUGAUUUGAUGACCGACAAACAUGGCUGCCCCGCCUACGUCUCGCCUGAAAUUCUCGGGGCCACCGGCGGUGCUUACUCCGGGAAGGCGGCUGACGUCUGGAGUCUCGGGGUGAUGCUUUACACCAUGUUGGUGGGGAGGUACCCCUUCCACGACUCGCAGCCCCUGGCACUGUUCGGCAAGAUCAAGCGUGGACAGUUCUCGGUUCCAGACUCGGUGGCGCCUAAAGCAAAGUGCUUGCUCCGAAGCUUAUUACGCAGGGAGCCAUCGGAACGUUUGUGCGCCAAUCAAAUUUCCCAGCACCCUUGGUUCAAGGGUCACUGGUCGUCGGGCGUGUCCGGUCGCGCCAGUCCGCGCGUUUCGUCCGAUCAGACUGUCCCUGAUGUUCCGUACUUCAACGAAACUGACAGUUUCUAUUUAUGAAUAAUAUAAUUGAUUAUGCUUUCCACGGGGUUACUUUUUUUCUCUUUUUUUUUUUGAUCAUUUGUGAUUCUGUCAGAUUGUAAAAAUUUAUCACUUGGUUUGUUUUUUUGUGAGUCCAAGAAAUGGAUGUUGGAUUUAAUCUAAUACGUUGCAGUUUUUGUUGCUCAGGAAAGAAAUUGGCCUAGUAUUCGGAAUUAAAUAACAAUUUUUGUUUAUGUGUGUAAACACUAAAAGAAAUGUAAUGUGGCAAAAAAGAAGAAAAAACAAACGGGGGGGGGGGAAAGGAAAAUCGGACAAAACAUGUUCUUGCUGCAGAAAUGGACGGAUUACAUUCUUCAGGCAGCCACGGUUACCACGGAGAUGGUCAAGUCAUGUAUUUCCCGUUUCCAUGGUGCCAAAGUACUGUUUAUCUGAAUGCAGGUGUGUUGUGUGCGUGAGUGUUUGUGUCUGUUUGUGUGUGUGAUUUAUCAGAAACGGCAUUCUGAAACCGUGUGAUCCUACUGUUGUGUGAACGUUAAUUCCAUCGUUUUGGUUGUACACUGUGUGUAUGAAUGUUCGACACUGAGAUUCAUUACUUGAUUCCUUAUAUACGUGGGGGGUUUUCGGCUGGCUACACUGGUCAUAAAAUAAACUUGAAACGCUGA
This is a messenger RNA of Gigantopelta aegis, 2619 nucleotides long. Its product is annotated as tribbles homolog 2-like. NCBI's taxonomy places the organism in Eukaryota, Metazoa, Mollusca, Gastropoda, Neomphalida, Peltospiridae. Gene Ontology annotation, molecular function: protein kinase activity; ATP binding; mitogen-activated protein kinase kinase binding. The record is from RefSeq and is a predicted model, not a curated record. Gene Ontology annotation, biological process: regulation of MAP kinase activity; protein phosphorylation; positive regulation of proteasomal ubiquitin-dependent protein catabolic process. The coding region runs from base 953 to 1975 and encodes 340 amino acids. Gene Ontology annotation, cellular component: nucleus. The transcript has 3 exons.